This is a messenger RNA of Paramecium sonneborni, 2959 nucleotides long. Lineage: Eukaryota; Ciliophora; Oligohymenophorea; Peniculida; Parameciidae. The record is from the annotation of a GenBank genome assembly.
AUGUUAGCCAUGAAGCAGUAGAUUUUCAUUUAUGCAAUGUAUACUUAAUUUUGAUAAUUUAUAGAUUAAUUGGAAUAAUGAGCCUAAUUAGAAUAAUAUUCCUAAUUACAAGAAGAAAGCAACAUUUUAGAUCAGAUUCUCAAUAAUAAUCAGAGGGUGACUCUCAAUAAAAGCAAAUUUAGCUAGAAAGAUAAGCAGAAUUGGAAAAGCAAAAACUAUUGUAAUCUGAAAAAAGUUUUAAAUAACCAAAGCAAAAAAUUCUACCAAAGAAAUAACAAAAAUUAUCAUAAAAAGAAGAUAGAUCAAUAUAAUGGUAGAAGUAAUAAAUAUAAAAGGCAUUAAAUUAAAGAGAUAAUAAAUUUGAUUUUUAAUUAUUAUAAAAACCCUACAAUUAAAAUAACUAAGAUAAAAAAUAGAAAUAGAAAUAAGAAAAAUAACAAUUUAGAUUAGAGAUUGAAGAAGAUGAUAAUGACGAUGAAUGGAUCGAAGUCAGAAGCAAAAAAAAAUCCCUUUAAUUGUAAAAAUAAGCAAAGCCAUAAAAAAUUUAGCAAAAAUAGGAAAAAAAAUUAAGAUAAGGUAAUGAAUUAAAAUAAAAUUUGAAUUAAAAGGAAAAACAAACUUAAAAAUAAUAAUAUCGCUAACAAAGAGAUUUAUAUAUUAUCAAAUAAUCUUGGCAAAAUAAAUAAUAUAUUUAAAAGUAACCAAUAUUUUAGUAAUCUAAUGAACUAUAUGNAAUGAUGAACAUAGAUUUAAAAUAAGAUGAAAUUAAACAAUAAGCUGUAAAAGAAUAACCAAUAGUUCAACCUUAAAAAUAGCAAUAAUAGCCAUCUUAACACAAUGUACCAUAAAAAUCAUCACAACCAAUAUAAAGUUCUACCUUAAAGGAUUAACAAGCAAAAUAAUCUUAAACUUAACCAAUAGUCUAAGUUUAACAAAAGAUUCAAAAUUAAGUUUAAAAUUAAUAAAAUCAAAAAAUGACUAAUCAAGAAACAACCUAAACUUCUAAUGAAAAUAGUAAGCUUUAAAGUAAAUUACAAAAAAAAUAAAAAAAAAAGAUUGAGGAAGAAUAAAAUGAAGAAGAAGAAGGAUGGAUAUCUGUGGAACCAAAAUAAGUUAAAAUUAUGUAAUAAUUGAGUUUAAUAUUUAGAUAAAAAGAAGAUGAUUCAAAUUAAUAAGAAGCACAAGAAAAUAAAUAAUAAAGAAAAAAGGGUUUAUUUACAAAGGAAGAAUAUUAAUAAUUAAAAGAAGAAGCUAAAAAAAUAGAAGAAGCUUAUUCUAUAAGAAUACAAUAAAUAGAAGAGAUUCAUAGAGCAAAGGUAAUCUCAAAACUAACUUAAUAUGAAGUUAAAAAUGCUGAUUAAUUGUUUAAAACUUAAUAUGUUGCUGCUCCUCCAAAAAUAGAAUAUAAAAUGCCUGAAGUUUAGCCAAAGUUUUUGAAAAGGGAAGAGAUAGAUUAAUUAGUCUAAGCUAAAAUGCCAAAAACUAGAGUAGCUGGCUCAAAUGAAGUUUUUGUGGAAAAAUCAGAACCUCUUGCCUUCUAAAAUGUUAAAUAAUCAGAAAUUAAAAAAACAACAUUUAAAUCAAAAAUUAAUUUCUCUAAACCAAUCCCAUAAGAAAAUAAGGAGUAGAAAUUAUUUACUGAUCCCCCUAUAACCUUUGAAACAAAUAAAGACCCUUCUAAAUCUUUCUUCUCAACUUAAGUUAUUCUAACUGUUAACACAAUUGGGAAAGAUCUUUUUGGAAGAGUUAAGAGAUACAGAAGACCAAUAUUAGAAAAAAAAUAAUCUGACUAAAAAUAAAAGGAAAUUUAUUAAGUUAAAGAUUAUGAAUUUUAAGAAAAAUAAAAUAAUUAAUAAGAGCUCUAAUAAACAAUUAUAAAUUUAAAUGAAAAACAAAACAAGGAAAAGUCAGUAAAUAUUAAUGAUAACUAAAGUUCACAAAAAUUAGAACAAAAAACUUUGGAUAAGUAAAAAAAUGUAAUAAAAGAAACAACAAUAUAAAACAAAUCAGAAAUUCAAGAUUAGAAAAUUGAAAGCUCAAAUUCAAAAAAACUUUAAGUAAGAUUUUAGGAAAAACCUCUUUAUGAACCUAAAAUGUAGUAACCAGAAGUUGUCUAAAAGGAAAAAGUUUGCAAUACCCCUCAAAAUGAAGAUGCCUUUGAAUAAAAUUAAAAAUUGAAUUAAAAGUAAAAAAGAACCUAAAAAUAAUAAUAUCGCUAACAAAGAGAUUUAUAUAUUAUCAAAUAAUCUUGGCAAAAUAAAUAAUAUAUUUAAAAGUAACCAAUAUUUUAGUAAUCUAAUGAACUAUAUGUAGUUAAUGCACAAAAUAUAAAAUAAACGAUUUAGUUAAGUGAUGAUUUAAAAAUAUAUUACUUAAUUAAAAGCAAGCAGAAAUAAAUAAGUAGUAAUUUCACAUAGAGUAGGAGAAUAAAAUAAAUUUUAUUUUGGGCAUGGUAAAUUAAUAAAAUAAAGAGAAAAAAUAAUAAUAAGUAAACUAAUUGUAAUCUGGAAAAACUUAAUUUGAUGUUGAAUAUGAAAAUGUUAAUGACUUUUAAGAAAACUAGGUCAAAGAAUAAUAAGUUGAAUAAAAUAUUUAAUUAGAAUCUGAAUAAACUUAAUUGGAUGUUGAAAAAGAUGUGGUUAUUAAUAAUCAAAAUAUUAAUGACAUUUUAGAAAACCAGGUUUAAGAAUAGUAAGUUCAAUAGAUUACUCAUUAACCUGAGAUAUUGGAUGAAAAAUAAGUGAUCUUAAAUAAAAAUGUGAAUGACAUUUAAGAAAACUUGGUAUAAGAAAAAUAAAACGAAUAAAAUAUUUAAUUAGAUUCUGGAUAACCUGAGAUAGUGGAUGAAAAAGUAGUGAAUUUUAAUAAUUAAUAUGUUAAUGACAUUUAAGAAAACUAAGUCUAUGAAUAAUAAGUUGAAUAAAUUAUUCAAUAAACUCUCAUCAAGUUGAGAUAGUGA